GCUACUCCGAAACGUCCGUCCAGCGAAGGCCGGUUAACUUGACCAGAGUAAUUCGCGUGUGACACCGCAAUGGACACGCGCGACAACAAUUAUUCGCCAAUUAAGCGGAGUGCGUUGAUUCGUUCACGCUGACCGAGCCGCAAAAACGUUCGCAUCGCUGACGGGGAAAGAAGCAAGAAGUAAGAAGUUAUAUAAAGAGGCACGAUAUAUGUUAAAUAUGUGAAACAAUACCGAGUGAGUAGUCGUGAUAAUAAACUCAAUUUCUCAGGUGGGGGUGUUGGGAAUAACCUCGAGGAAGCACAGGUAAGGCAAGGCGGUAGGAGCAGCGGCAGUAAAUAGCGAGCAGUGAGUGACCAUCGUACACUAAUCAGUGUUCAGUGUUCAAUCUGGCGAAAAGCCACCGAGUAGGGAGGUGGAUUACGUAUCGCACGAUUACCAAUCAAUGAGCAACGUCCGAUUAAACGGCGCUCAUGUGACCAUGUAAUUUGAAGGAGGCUUCGAGUAGACGGCGUGAGCGUGUCCAUGUGUACGGUGCUCUCGGGAAAUAAGUUAAUCGACGUUAAUUCGCGAAGGAAAUGGCAGAAAACAGCAGCAAGGAUGCCAAGCAACGGGCUCCUGACGGCGGCUGGGGUUGGUUCGUUUGUCUCGGAAGCAGCUUGAUUUCGAUUUCACUACGUUCCUUGGACCCGUCCUUCGGAUUGUUGUUCCACGACAUGCUGAAAGAUCUCAAUGUUGAUUCCACGGGAACCUCGAUUAUAAUGAGCAUUCUGGACGCCAUCGUCAACUUUUCAGGUUUUAUAAUCGGACCGUUAUUAAAAAAAUAUUCCUACCGGCAAGUCGCACUCCUCGGAUCUUUCCUCAGUUGUAGUGGUUUGAUACUCACGUCGAGGGCCAAUAGUAUGCUGCACAUUAUUUGCACUUACAGUAUCUUAGUAGGCCUAGGCACUGGUCUCGCGACUACUUCGUCCUUUGUCGCGUUGAACACGUUCUUCAACAAAAAACGCGGACAAGCCGUCGGUUUCUCCAUGGCCGGGACCGCGUUUGGAAUGAUGCUCGUGCCGCAGAUGAUACACUUGUUACUGAACGAAUAUGGAUUUCGCGGCACGACGCUCAUUAUCGGAGGUUGGGCCUCGCAUUCAAUAGCGGGGUCCUGCUUAUUGCGUCCGCUCGAAGAUCGACUGCCGGAACAGACACAUGGAGUAAUCGAUAAAAAAUCCGACGAAGAGCGAGAGGACGAAGCUCUGCUAAGGAAAGGCGCCGUAGGAAGAAGAGAGUCGAAUGGAGCAUUGUGGACCAACGAACAGAACAUGACCGUCGAAUCGAGUCCUCCGAGAAUAUCGCUCGUGAAAAAGCUGAAAGAGUCGUUAGACUUGGAUCUAUUCAAGGACUUCACAUACUUAAUCAUCAUCUUGGGUUGCAGUCUCUUCUACGUGGCCGAAACGAACUUCAAGCUUAUGGUUCCGUUCUUCCUCUCGAAUAUCGGAAUGAAGAAAAGGGACGUCGCCUUCUGUCUGUCCCUCACUGCAUUCGCCGACAUUAUCGCCCGACUGUUGCUGCCGACGCUCUUCGACAGGGUCGGUUGGAAUAAGCGCAUGAUCUUCUGGAUCUUCGGCACCACCGUCGGGAUAACACGUUCCGUGUUGGCGGAACAAACGGAAAGGAUGUUGUUGAUGGGCAUGUUCACAAUAUUGGGAUUCUUACGUGGCGCCACCUUGGUGAACCUCAACCUCAGCAUAUCGGAACACGUGACGCUGAAGAAGUUGCCGAACGCAUUCGGCAUGUUCAUGGUAUUCAAAGGCUUUCUCGUGGUCAUUAUGAGUCCCUUAAUCGGAUACAUCAGAGAUGUCAGUGGCAGUUACAGGAUAUGUAUUCACGUGAUGACCGCCGUGAUAAUGAUGGCAACACUCAUAUGGACCAUCGAACUCACAUACAACGCUUUUCGUAGUCGACGAUUAGGCAUAGUUAAGAGACUACAAAUGCACAUAUCGCCAUGACAUAUUUUAAAUAUGAUAGUAACUAUUAUAUGUAUGCGUGUGCACAUAUGUAUGUGUGUGUUUGUGUUCGCAUUUAUACUUGAUAAUCGUCCCGGACACACACCUUACAAAAUUUUACUGUAUUUUAUAAAUAUAAGUAAA
Molecule: messenger RNA, 2135 nt
Organism: Dinoponera quadriceps
Lineage: Eukaryota; Metazoa; Arthropoda; Insecta; Hymenoptera; Formicidae
Product: monocarboxylate transporter 3-like
Exons: 10
Coding region: 576-1994 (472 amino acids)
Biological process (GO): monocarboxylic acid transport; transmembrane transport
Molecular function (GO): monocarboxylic acid transmembrane transporter activity
Source: RefSeq, a predicted model, not a curated record